Doryrhamphus excisus (bluestripe pipefish) is the source of this 2533-nucleotide messenger RNA. It is a transcript of the gene rab15, whose product is annotated as RAB15, member RAS oncogene family. The record is from RefSeq and is a predicted model, not a curated record. Gene Ontology annotation, molecular function: GTP binding; GTPase activity. Gene Ontology annotation, biological process: Rab protein signal transduction. NCBI's taxonomy places the organism in Eukaryota, Metazoa, Chordata, Actinopteri, Syngnathiformes, Syngnathidae.
UUUUCGGACUAAAUACGGCGUCUCCAAGGAGACAAAAAUGGGUCACUGUCAUUUGGUCGGCGGUGGCAAAUAGGCGUUGAAACUUGUUACUUUCUCGAAAUGAAACGCUUUGUUAAAUAUAAGUGAGUAAUGCUUAUAAUGUUGAAUGAGUUAUGUUUAUUACAUUGCGGAUUUAAAUUAUGUACAUUAUUCGUCGAAGAAACACCGCAAAGCAAUAAUUUUACUUCAAAGCAGAUGCCGUUUGGGCAACAAAAGAACCGGAUAUGGAAUUAUUUGCCUUUCAGAAUAAAUUUUAAAAGAUAAUUCAAGUGUAGAACUAACCCCCUAGCGACACGACGCAUCGCCAACUAGAUCAUUACAUUAAAAAGGGCAUACAAAUACAAAGAGUAUUUUUUUUUUAUCAAAGCUUGUGUUCAUUAUGCGGACCGACGUAGUUCACAUAUAGUAACCGGAAGUGUUUGUAUUUUUUCUCGCGCUUGACAGUGGUCCACCGCACCCACUUGGAGGGAGGCAGGAGGCAGCCUUGGAGGAAGCUUGAGCAUCCUUAUUUUGUUUCUCAACCAAAACAAAAAAAUAAACGAAGCCUGACGCUGGAAAUUUAAACAGACAUGGCUAGAGUGUGGGCAGGGAACCGUUCAACGCCGAGUUAGCUGACUGACGGCCAGCUUCUUCCUCACACACCCCCUUUAAUUCAACACCAUGGCUAAGCAGUAUGAUGUUCUCUUCCGACUCCUGCUUCUCGGAGACUCCGGGGUUGGCAAAACAUGUUUGUUGUGCAGAUUCACCGACAACGAGUUUCAUCCAUCACACAUUUCAACCAUUGGGAUCGACUUCAAAAUGAAGACGCUGCUGAUAGAUGGUAUCAAAGUGCGGAUCCAGAUAUGGGACACUGCAGGCCAGGAACGCUACCAGACCAUCACCAAGCAGUAUUAUAGGCGGGCGCAGGGAAUUUUCCUGGUGUAUGACAUCACGAGCGAACGCUCCUUCCAGCACAUCAUGAAAUGGGCCAGUGACGUGGACGAGUACGCUCCAGACAAGGUCCAGAAGAUCCUGGUGGGCAACAAGUCAGACGAGGUGCACAAGAGGCAGGUGGCCACGGAGCAAGGAGUCAAGCUGGCCAGAGCUUAUGGAAUGGACUUUUUUGAGACAAGUGCCUUCACCAACCAGAACAUCACAGAGACUUUUACUCGCCUGGCAGAGCAGGUCCUGGCGGCCAAUAAGAAGGACCUGGAUCUUCUGAGGAUGUCUAUGAAUGAUGAACUCAACCUGGCGGCUUUGGAGGAAGAGGAGGGACUUUGCGACCGCGUGUCCGCGGACCAGGCCAAAGGCUGCUGGUGUUAAACACGAGACGACUCGUCCGUCAUCACACGCGCUUUUGAGGACGGAAAGGACAAAACGUGGAGCGGUGAAUCAACAACCAUGGGACCGAUUGUCCCUUCCUCGUCCAUCACGCAGUCGGGGUAUUGUAUACGCUGAAGACAGCUUUCUUACUUAGCAGUGGCAACUUUAGGGGGCGUCUACAAAUUAUUCACCAAUGGAUUUUCACAUUUCAUCUUUUUUUUUUCCCUCCCACCAGAAAAAAAUCAACAUUAUGCAUCCUUCAUCUUCCUUUUUCAGUGACUAAAUGCUUUAAGCUUCCUUGGUGUAAUUUUAGAAACACACCACAGAGGGUGCUGUUUCUCCAUUUGUUGCCAUAUUCGAGCGGUUUCACUUCUAAUUGACUUUCUUUGUAGCAUAACACUGUACAGUAUAUACAGUAUAUUUCAUAUAAUAGUAUGACAUCAACUGUGAAGGUCUUUUUUUCCAAAAAAAAACAAUGAAAAAUGUAUUAACAGCAUAGAAAGACGUCCAUAUUCCAUCAUUCCUGCAGACAAGUGAGCAUUUUUCACAGGAUAUUUCUUUCAUUGCAACUUCAGUGAAGUUAAUAAUCAACUGGCAGUCAUUUUAAUUCUAUUAUUCAACCAGAGAUGCCUCUUGGAGAUAGAACCACCAUCCACUUUGUCUGCAUCCUUUUCCUAUUGCUCAAAUGCUAACUUUUGAAUGGUGUCAGAGUCAUCAUGCAAAUGUGUUGUUUUUUUUUUUUUUUUUUUUUUAAAAAGGACAUAUUUCUUCCUUCUUUAAUUGUAUUUGUGGAAAUAUAUUACAUUCAACUAGCAGAAUGCAGCAUAUUAUUCUUGAAGAGACGUUGUCACAUGUUUGGAGUAAAUACUUGCAGAUUUAAGACUCGCUUCAAAGGUGUUUCUUUGUUUUUAAAGAGGGUUUGUGCUCAUUUUGUCCUGUUUUAUUAUAGGACGUGUGUUCUAUAAGUGUCAUUUUCAGUAGAAGGGAAGUAACUCGGGUAAAAUACCGUAACUAAGGCGCAUUUAAAGAAAAUGGUAUCUCCUACACCAUAUUUAAAUUAUAUUAUAUUGGAUGUGUAUUGUGACCAAAAGGAUAACUUUUGAUGGGGGAAAAAGAGGUUCAAACAUUCAAAAAAAUGUAACAAAUAAAAUACCUAAGAAAUAGGACAUUAAUUUUCCAGUGUAUAGUUUAA